Molecule: messenger RNA, 436 nt
Organism: Mucor mucedo
Lineage: Eukaryota; Fungi; Mucoromycota; Mucoromycetes; Mucorales; Mucoraceae
Exons: 1
Source: RefSeq, a predicted model, not a curated record
UCGGCAUUGAUGAAUGCACUUGAGCAGGUUUUUUCCAGCAGUCAGACCAUGCUUUGUACCUGGCAUAUAAGCCAGAAUUUCAAUAAGGAAUUAAGCCAUAUCUUUCUGAAGGUAGAAGAUAAGCAAAAAUGCAUCGAUCUCAUUCGUGGGAUGAUUGUUUCUUACACAGAAGAGGAGUUCAACACCACUUGCGAGAAGUACAGAAUAACUGCUAUCAAUUCUUUGUUGUUACAAGACAACUCUUCGUAUAAAGCUCAAGAGUAUCUUGAUGGUAAUUGGUUAGUCUGUAAUGAUAAAUGGGCUAGUUAUCUCACUCGUAUGUAUAUCCAUUUUGGAUGUACUACAACUCAGCGGAUUGAGGGUACCCAUAGUGCUCUUAAGCGCGGGACAAUGUCAACCAGAUUAGCCCUGCUGUCUGCGUUUGUCGAAGUUGACC